AUGCUUACCGACUUGCAACACAAACCCCAGAGCGGCCGCAGCGUAAAACCAGCCCUGGCUUCUUCUUGCGAUCCCUUUGUUCAAGGACAGAUUCGCGAUGUCAAGCUCGGCCAGGUAUUCCUUCUCAUCGAGAAUCCGCCGGCCUUUCCCGGCCACCCAGGCACCGGUCUGGAGCGCGUCAUGCAGGGUCCCGAUCCUGCGCACGCGCUGCUGGGUCUGCGGGUCUACGUCCUCCCACACCACAACCUCGAGAACUCGCGGCCGUCCAAGGACCCUGGACACGCCCCCAUCGUUGAAGAGCUCAGCUGUGCUCUCCGAGACGCAGGACAGGAGUUCGUUUUCUGCCUCGCCGGGGCCUUCCUGCGCCCGGCCCACAAACGCUUUCAAGGAGGCGUUCCCGCAGACACGGAUGACGGCGAUCACGGCCGUGAGGAUGCCCAGGGGAGAGACCGCGAAGAUGAAGCUGUCCAGGAUGCUGAUCGACUCGGAGAGGUAUUGUUUGCUCAACCGAUCGCCGAAGAGGGAGAUCAAUGGCGCCUGGAUAGAGACCGGUUACUUGACUAUAUGGUUGCCGUGGUGGUGGGCGUCUCUCAUACGUACCAGGAACCACAUGUGGCUGUCCCGGCCCUGUAG
This is a messenger RNA of Aspergillus aculeatinus CBS 121060, 633 nucleotides long. RefSeq lists its product as uncharacterized. Bases 1 to 633 code for a protein of 210 amino acids. The record is from RefSeq and is a predicted model, not a curated record. NCBI's taxonomy places the organism in Eukaryota, Fungi, Ascomycota, Eurotiomycetes, Eurotiales, Aspergillaceae. The transcript is spliced from 2 exons.